Messenger RNA from Epinephelus moara (kelp grouper), 7223 nucleotides. It is a transcript of the gene xdh, whose product is annotated as xanthine dehydrogenase. Gene Ontology annotation, molecular function: iron ion binding; 2 iron, 2 sulfur cluster binding; xanthine dehydrogenase activity. The transcript has 35 exons. The coding region runs from base 162 to 4208 and encodes 1348 amino acids. The record is from RefSeq and is a predicted model, not a curated record. NCBI's taxonomy places the organism in Eukaryota, Metazoa, Chordata, Actinopteri, Perciformes, Serranidae.
UUUGUCAGGUUGGUGCAUGACGGUGUGUUUUUGGGUGGAGGAGGGUCAGUUUGAGAAGAACACACCUCUGAUUGGAGGCUCCGCCCCCUGAGCAGCGACAGUCCAGAUCAGAACAGACGGACACAGAGAGGAGGACGCAGAGUGCCAUCAACAAGGACGAAAUGAACGGGACCAAGGCCGAUAUCGAGACCCGGUCCGGGUCCACCUCUGAUGAGCUCAUCUUCUUCGUCAACGGGAGGAAGGUCGUUGAGAAGAACCCAGAUCCUGAGAUGAGUCUACUGACUUACCUGAGGAGGAAACUGGGUCUAACUGGGACUAAACUGGGCUGUGCUGAGGGAGGAUGUGGAGCCUGUACCGUCAUGUUGUCCAGAUACCAAACACACACUGAGCAGCUGCUUCAUCACGCCAUCAACGCCUGUCUCGCCCCGCUCUGCUCCCUGCACCUGGUCGCCGUGACAACUGUGGAGGGCAUCGGCAGCGUGGCACGAAAACUACAUCCUGUCCAGGAGCGAAUAGCCCGAGUUCACGGCUCUCAGUGUGGUUUCUGUACUCCAGGGAUCGUCAUGUCCAUGUACGCUCUGCUCAGAAACAACCCUGUCCCCAAGAUGGCCGACGUGGAAGAGGCGUUUCAAGGAAAUCUGUGUCGUUGUACUGGAUACAGGCCGAUACUGGAGGGAUACAGGACCUUCACCAAGGAAGGGGGGUGCUGUGGUGGCAGGGGGCGGGACACCGGCUGCUGUCUGACCAGUGGGAGCGCAGCAGAGAGAUGCUCGCAGGAAGUCGAUGAUGAAUCGAUGUCUUUAUUCAGCGCUGCCGACUUCACGCCCUUUGACCCCACGCAGGAAGUCAUCUUCCCUCCUGAGCUCAUGUCUCUAACCAAAGGUCAGAGGUCGUCCUCACUGUCUUUCCAUGGCGACAGGACGACAUGGCUGCAGCCCGACUGUCUGGACGAGUUUCUGCGUCUGAAGUGGAAACAUCCCGACGCCCGAAUCGUUGUGGGAAACACCGAAGUGGGUAUCGAGGUGAAGUUUAAGAACAUGGUGUAUCCGGUGAUUUUGGCGCCGACGUUCGUCCCUGAACUGAGCUCAGUGACUCAAACUGACGACGGUGUGGUGUUUGGUGCAGCGUGCAGUCUCAGCCAUAUGGGGGCAGUACUGAAACAGGCGGUGGAGACUCUUCCUCCUCAUCAGACCCAGGUCUUCCUCGCUGUCCUGGAGCAGCUGCGCUGGUUUGCUGGGAUGCAGAUUCGUAACGUGGCGGCUGUCGGUGGAAACAUCAUGACCGCCAGCCCCAUAUCUGACCUCAACCCUGUGUUUAUGGCCGCGGGCUGUAAACUCAUCCUGAGGGACAAAGAUGGGAGUCGUGUGGUUCGGAUGGACGACGGUUUCUUCACUGGUUACAGGAAGACAAUCCUGCGACCACAGGAAGUCCUGGUGUCCAUUGAGAUCCCGUACAGCAAAAAGACUCAGUUCGUCUCCGCCUUCAAACAGUCUCCUCGCCGAGAGGAUGACAUCAGCAUUGUCACCGCUGCGAUGAGCGUAACCUUCACACCUGAGACUGACAUUGUCAAGGACUUGAGGCUGAGUUAUGGCGGCAUGGCGCCCGUCACGGUGCUGGCUACGCAGACGGCGAACAGACUGCUGGGAAGGCGGUGGGGGGAGGAGCUUCUCCAGGAGGCGUGCUCCUCAUUGGCCGAGGAGAUGACCCUCGACCCCUCUGCACCGGGCAGCAUGGUGACGUACCGGCGAACUUUGACUCUCAGCUUCUUCUACAAGUUCUACCUGACGGUGCUGCAGAAGCUCCUCGACCAGGGCGUGGACGUGGCGGCGGUCAGCUCAGACUGCGUCAGUGCGACGCAGAUUUAUCGUCCAGAGACAGCGUCCAGCGUUCAGAUCUACCAGGCGGUGCCGGAGGGGCGGAGCCAGGAUGAUGUGGUGGGCCGCCCUAUGAUGCAUCUGUCGGCCCUGAAGCAGGCGACGGGUGAGGCGAUUUACUGUGACGACAUGCCGCAGUACGAAAACGAGCUUUACCUGGCGCUCGUCACCAGCAGCAAAGCACACGCCCACAUCCUCUCCGUAGAUGCCUCGGCAGCUGAGCGAAUGCCUGGUGUAGUCUGCUGUGUGUUUGCUGCUGACAUCCCCGGCAGUAACGCCACCGGACCGGUCGAAUAUGAUGAGACCGUCCUCGCUGAUGGCCAGGUGACAUGUGUUGGUCACAUCAUCGGCGCCGUGGUGGCCGACACUCAGAUCCACGCUCAGAGAGCUGCCAAGGCUGUCAGGAUCCAGUACGAAGAGCUGCGGCCAGUCGUCACCAUCCAGGAAGCCAUCGCCACCCAGUCCUUCUAUCAGCCAAUCAGAACCAUCCAGAGUGGUGACCUGGAGGCGGGCUUUAAACAGGCCGACCACAUCCUGGAGGGUGAGAUGCACAUCGGAGGGCAGGAACAUUUUUACCUGGAGACAAAUGUCACGCUGGCCGUUCCCAGAGAAGAUGGCGAGAUGGAGCUCUUUGUUUCUACUCAGGCCGCCUCCAAAACACAGAGUCUGGUGGCGAAGGCGUUGGGCGUUCCGUCUAACAGGGUGGUGGUCCGGGUGAAGAGGAUGGGUGGAGGCUUCGGGGGGAAGGAGAGCCGAACCACCGUCCUGUCCACUGUGGUCGCCGUGGCAGCAAACAAACUGAAGAAACCUGUGAGGUGUAUGUUGGAUAGAGACGAGGACAUGUUGGUCACCGGAGGAAGACACCCAUUCUAUGGAAAAUACAAGGUGGGUUUCCUGAACAGUGGUAAGGUCAUGGCUCUGGAUGUAUCAUACUACAGUAACGCAGGAAACUCGAUGGACCUCUCUCUGGCGGUCAUGGAGCGUGCUCUGUUCCACAUGGAAAACUCGUACAAUGUGGCGAACGUGCGUGGCCGCGGCUUCCUGUGCCGCACCAACUUGGCGUCCAACACGGCAUUCAGGGGCUUCGGAGGGCCACAAGGCAUGAUGGUCGCUGAAAGCUGGAUGACGGACGUGGCUCAGAGUCUGGGGAAGCCGGCGGAGGAGGUGCGCAGGUUGAACCUGUACGUGGAAGGAGAGUCAACACCCUACAACCAGAUCCUGGAUCAGUUCACCCUGGGUCGCUGCUGGGAUGAGUGCCUGUCACGCUCUGGAUACCAGCAGCGCCGAGCCGCCAUCGACCUCUACAACAGACAGAACCGGUGGACCAAACGAGGCCUCGCCAUCAUCCCCACCAAGUUUGGCAUAAGCUUCACUGCCGUCUUCCUCAACCAGGCUGGAGCUCUGGUUCAUAUCUACACCGACGGCUCGGUGUUGUUGACUCACGGUGGGACGGAGAUGGGACAAGGACUCCACACGAAGAUGGUCCAGGUCGCCAGUAGGGUUCUGGGUAUCCCCUGUUCAAAGAUCCACAUCUCAGAGACCAGCACCAGUACCGUCCCCAACACCAGCCCCACUGCCGCCUCCGCCUCCUCAGACCUCAACGGAGCCGCCGUUCAAAAUGCCUGUGAAGUCCUCAUGACACGUUUGGAACCUUACAAAACCAAGAACCCCAAAGGAUCAUGGGAAGACUGGGUGAGAACGGCAUAUUUCGACAGAGUCAACCUCAGUGCAAACGGUUUCUACAAGACUCCAGAUCUGGGUUAUGAUUUUGACUCAAACUCAGGUCGAGCUUUCAGCUACUUCAGCUACGGUGUCGCCUGUUCAGAGGUGGAGAUCGACUGUCUGACCGGAGCUCACAAGAACCUGAGCACGACUAUCGUGAUGGACGUUGGUCACAGUCUCAACCCGGCCAUAGACAUCGGACAGGUGGAAGGGGCGUUCAUGCAGGGUCUGGGUCUCUUCACGCUGGAGGAGCUUCAUUACUCUCCUCAGGGUGUCCUCCUCACCCGAGGACCUGGUUCUUAUAAGAUCCCAGCCUUUGGUGACAUCCCCACCGAGCUCAUCGUCUCGCUGCUCCGCGACGCACCAAAUGACAAGGCCAUCUUCGCCUCCAAGGCUGUCGGUGAGCCUCCUCUUUUCCUGGCGGCGUCGGUUUUCUACGCCAUCAAAGAUGCCAUCACUGCUGCCCGGGUGGAGUCGGGCAUCAGCGGUCCCUUCAGGCUAGACAGCCCCGCCUCCGCCGAGAGGAUCCGCAACGCCUGCAGUGACAGAUUCACCAAACUGGUUCCUCCUGCAGAACAAGGCUCCUUCACCCUGUGGUCUGUUCAAGUCUAAGACCGGACGGAGAGACGGUGGUCUGAUGGUGGUCUGGUGGUCUCUGGAGAAUCUGUAACCACCAUAACGCACAUUCCCCACCUGGUCAUUUCCACCUGUUGGAUCAGAGUUCAUAUUGUCUUCAUCAUUUAAUGACGUGCUACACCUGGGUUUGGUUUCUAUGACAACGAUAUCUUGACAUUUUUUUCCCCCUGUUAAAGGGUUGUUUUGGGGAGUUUUUCCUUCAGCUGUGAGGGUCCUAAGGACAGAGGGAUGCCGUAUGCUGUAAAGCCCUGUGAGGCAAAUUGUGAUUCAUGAUAUUGGGCUUUAUAAAUAAUAUUGAUUGAUUGAUUGACAUUAACAAAGCUAGGUAACUAAUGUGAUGCUAUGUUAAAGGAUAACUUUGGUAUUGUCCCCAUGUGUAUGUGUGCGUAUGAUUCAUAGGUACAACUCGUUUUAAAAUUGGUUCAGUGUUGAAGGAGGUGGAUGCAGCCGGCAGCCGUGAGGUAGAUAUGGAGGCAAACACACCAAUCAAAGGAAAUGUUCCGUUUCUUUAAAAACAAAAAAAGAAAAAAAAAGUAGUCACAGAGUCACAGUCAAGUACUCACAGAGUCACAGUGGAAAUGGCACGUGUCUGCUCUGUCAAUCAGUCAAUCAGUCAAUCAGUUAGUCUGUCAGUCAGUCAAUCCGUGGCGGCGAUCAUCCCCGGAGUUUGACAGCUGAUCUGCCGGUUUAGUAGACUGGAUAUGGUGAGAAGAGCCAGGAGCCGAGUUCGCUGAAGGAAGCAGGUGCAAGGGACUACACUACCCCGACUCGAUUCAGAUCUGAUCUGUGGGAUGUGGAGCUAUAGCGGACACCGGACACUUCUUCUGUCUCUCCUGCUGACAAGGUGAACUCUGAACCAGCUUGUGCUCCCGCGGGUGUGCUGCUUGAUGAGCGUGUGACGUCACCUGACGUUUUGUCCGACGUGUGUCAGCGCGACUCCCAAAAAUAAACAAAUAAUCAAAACGAGGACAGAGUGGAUCGUGACAAGACGGAGGGUGGGACGUCAGUGGGCGGGGUCUAUAGGCGUCCCUCCAGUGUCCACACACCCCUGGAUGUGGAGGCGGGGACUUUGUCUUUUUUCCCCGGGGGUUUGGUGUCCUCGUUGUCAAGACAGACGGACUCGCCCCUUCUUGGACAUUUAGACGUGGAAAUAAAAAACUUAAAAUUAAUUAUUUCCGUUAUGAUCAGGGAGUUGAUGCGCAGAUGCUCACCGUGCAUUGAAUUGAUUGGUUGAAAUGUUAACUACUUCCACUUCUGUGAUGUGAUUGGCUGAAUUAUAAACUGAUAAGUUUUUGACUGAGCCUCUAAUUGGCCACAUUAAAGAAAUGACUGACCGCCCCCUUGAGCUCACUGCAGGUCGAUGAUUUAAAAAGAAGCUCAACACGACACGUUUUCUCCUCUAGUGAAGAACGACUCAAAAAGAUGCUGCUGCUCAGAAGAUUAAAAAAAACAACAACAAAGAACGUGAUGUGGAUGCAUGUCUUUAUGACGUGUGAUUAAAACAGAACGACCGGAAGAUUUUUACUUUUACGUAGAAUUUUAAUAACUUUGUUGUUAGCUGAUCGGCAGCAAACAAGAACUAAAACGUUUUUUUUUGUUUGUUUUUUUACAGAUGUGAAUUUACUGACAGAAUAAUUUUCAGUUCAGUCCAUACGAAUCAUCAGAUAAUUAAUAUGUCAGUUUAUCUCAAUGAAAACAACGAUAAAAACACAACAGCUGGAGUGCUGCGUCACAUGACAGUUAGGUUUAUUGAAGGUUUCCAGGCACACACAGUUAAAUAUAUGGCAUCAUAACUAAAUGUAAUUAUGACGUGAAACGACAGUAAAAAACAAAUUGUACAAAGUUAUUUCACUCAGGCUGAACAAAAAUGAAAUGUCUCAAAUGUUAAUUUAUUCUGAAACUGAUUUAAUCUUCAUUCAGAGUUUGUUGUGUUUGUAGAGUUCAGAUCUGCCACACACAGGUUCAUUACUAUUACUAUUACUAUUAUUAUUGUUAUUGUUACUGUGGUCUACAGAUGUCUCCUGUUAUGGACGGCAUUUAGAUUAUGUAGUGAAAGUUUUACCUGGAGGGAUUUGGCAGUGCAACAGUGAGGUGUGGUAUGAUCGUCGGCCCAGUUAGCUCAGGUAGCCUGGUUAGCUCAGUUAGCCUGGUUAGCUCAGUUAGCCUGGUUAGCUCAUUAGCCUGGUUAACUAAGGUCGUAGGACAAACUGUGUGCCAACAUCGUUCAGUCGGGUGUUUCUGUGGAAACUCUUCAAACAUUUAAUUUAUAGUGACGUCACCCAGAUGUGUCAAUGUAAUGAGAGUGACAUCGUUCAGAUGACCUCUGGCUGCAGAUUCACGCCGUACUGAGGUGAUAACGAAUGCUGUGGAGUGUCUGAUCUCUGCUACGUUCAGUCCGUUUGUUGUCUCUGCUUCGUUUGUUGUCGUUUUUUGUGUCUUCCCCCUGACAGGUCCGUUAUCCAGUAAGAAUCUGUGAAGAUCAGGACGAUGUUAGUACAUAUCCUGUCCCAACAUAUGAUUGGCUGAGACAACAGUUCAUAUCAAAUUCACGCCCAACGUUUAGAUGGACUUCAGAAACAUCGAAAACAGAACUGACAUUUUUUAAUGGAUUCACUGUCAAAAGAAAAACUGGUCCAUUUUCUUUUCAUGUUACAUUAACACAAUGUUUGUCCAAACGAGAUCUACAAAUUAUCAUUUCGUUUUCUAAAUGAAUAAAAACAAACACACAAACAAAUAAAAGAAAUUCAUGAAUAAAUAUAUAAAUAAAUGAUAAUAUUUUAGCAGAAAAAUUAUUUAAAUACUUUUUUUCUUCCCUGAAUAUUCUCUGAUUUAUAUAAACAUUAAAAUAAACAUGAUGUAAAUUAAAUGAUGAUGAUGAUGAUGAUGAUGAAGAGGAGGAUGAUUAAAUAAUCACUGUUAUGUUAAAUAAAAUUAUUUCACUAUAUUAAAUAAAAUUAUUUCAUUGUAUUAAAUAAAACUUUCAGAAACACA